Molecule: messenger RNA, 2472 nt
Organism: Astrephomene gubernaculifera
Lineage: Eukaryota; Viridiplantae; Chlorophyta; Chlorophyceae; Chlamydomonadales; Astrephomenaceae
Source: the annotation of a GenBank genome assembly
UACAUAUACACUGAUACGUACACGCCUUCUGCGUUUAAUUAUGACAGGCUAAUUCUGGGGCCGGGGAGAGGGCGCCCGCUCUUGUAGCUGCCCCACUGGCCCGCAUUAUUGAAAGUCAAUAAACAUGGCGACUAUAGCAAACCUUCAGCGAGUACACGCGCCGGAGCUUAUCAAGGAGUACUUCUCGAAGUGCAGGCUUGCGGAGGAACGGAGAGAGGUGGAGGGCAAGGCAGUUGUGAAAAUUCAAGCGUAUGCACGCGGCUUCCUAGUGCGCAGACGGCUGCAGCGGUUAGAAGGCACGGUGCUGACAAUACAGCGGUACUGGAGGGGGUAUUUAGGCCGACUGCGGAGUAAACUAGCGUUGGAAGCGUACAACCGGACGCUGCGCAAGGCGUACUUCAACGCCAUGGCCACCAUCAUUCAACGCUGGUGGCGCGGCUUCUACAGCCGGAAACACAUACACGACUUCUAUGCACGCAAGCGGUACCUGCAGCAGGUCAGGGAGCGCAACCACCAGGUCCGCGCGGAGCUCAGCCUCGAGGCGGAGCGGGCCAUCAUCAUGCAGCGGCAGGAAGCGGAGGAACGCGCCCGCAAACUCUUCGCAGACAAGCUCAGCAAGCUGCACCACCUGGUUUCCACGUCCGUACAGCCGGGCAUCUUCAACUCGCCGUACAGCAUCGCGACCGGCACGCUACCUGUCAUCAUGGGCCUCCCAGUCGAGGACCACCUCAAAUCCGCCGUCAAGGCGCAGCUAGCGGCGCUAGGGCAGCCGCACGGCGGCGGCAACAGCGCUGGUGCUGCCAGCGGCGGCGGCGGCAGCCUCGCCGGCAGUGGCAGGCUGCCGCCGCUCAUGGGCGGUAGUGGCAGGUUACCGCAGUCGGCUGGCGGCGGUAGCCGCAGUCGCUCGGGUUCGGGAAGACGAAGCGGCGCGGGUGGCGACGGCAGCGGCCCGACGCCUGUGUAUGCGGCGACGGCGGAGGUGGCGGGUCGUACAGUGCCUGCACGGCACACGCUGCGUCAGGCUGCGGACUAUGAGGCAGUGCACCGGGAAGCGCUGCUGGAGGAGAAAGUGCACCGUGGGGAGAUGCUCUCGCACCACCCGCAGGCCUUCACCACUGCUCUGGGUGCUGUCAAAGCGCCCUUCUUCGACCUGCAAUCCAACCGCAACCUGCUGCCGUACGGCGACCCGUACGACCCAACUGUCGGGCUGCGUGGGCCGCGAUUCACGCCCGAUCAGCAGGCCAUCAGCAAAAACGCGUUUAGCCGCUACCUCAAACGUGUGCCCAUGUUUGAUAAAAACAUGGCAGCGGAGGCCUACUAGCGCAUGUCUGCCGCAGCGGUAGCAGCAGCGGCAGCAGAGGCGUGGUUUCAGCGGCUGCAUUAGGGAAUGCUGCUGUCCUGGCAGGACUGGUUGGAUGCGAGUUGACAGCAGCAGUAUGGGAGGGGAGUCGCAGCAGCCAUGGAGGAGCAGUCGCACUGCUGGCGUGGCACUGCAGGGCUCGGAGCUUGGAGCCCGUGAGCAGCUGUGGAGCAGCGCAAAGCCAGGCGUAAAAGACUCCCGUGCUUGAAGAGGCCACGAAGCUGGGGUGCACCAGCUUGGCGCAAAGACCUUUCGUCUGAGCUUAGGCCUCGGGUGCAGCAGCCCUGCGGUGGUGGUGGUGGUGGGUGUCGUUGGCGCAUUUCCACGCCAAGGACCUUUCCUUCCUGGCUUGCGGUUGUCGUCGUAUGGGGUGUGCGUAAGGAUGGAACUCUUGUAUUCUAGUACUGGUGACAUACUUUUGGGCAGUAACGCGUGUAGGGAAUGCUGAGCGUCGUUACGUGGCUGAUGACUGGACGUACACGUAUACCAACAACGCCCGCGCUGGGGUGGGUGCUUUGGGAGGAGUCUGGGGUUGUUACGUGCCUUGUGAGGCAGCUGUGGUGGUUGCUAUACAUAUUGUGGCCGCUGUGUUUACGUGUCGACUGUUUGUGAAGGAUGCUGGGUCGGUGACAUGCAAUUACAUCCAAAUUUGCCAAGCCAUUGUUUCCAAGACAGUUCAUUCCCCGGCGUGUCCAAAUGGCGUCAGACUCUUAGGCGUGUCCCGGUGCGCCCAAAGCAUUACUGGUAUACCGGCAUGGGGUUUUUCUUAUCCCAAUCUGCUGGGGGCGCUGAUAAUUUGCUGGUCGCAUGUCCACUUUGAAAAGGAGUGUGCGGAGGAAUCUGCUUCAUACGCCCGGCGACUGAUCUGGACAUGCCUGUGCUCAAUGUCAUAAUGAUGUGUGAACACCGCAUGUACUUCAAGGGUACGGCAAUUAUGCGACCUGGCAAUGUUACUGUACUUGCACCGAUGUCGGUAUCUAUGAUGGUGGUGGCGGCAUGGCUCUUGCCCCAUCAUGUAGCACCGCGAAAAGCGGUACACGAGACGGCAAGGAGCCCAACUCGCGGUUCAGGAUGCGACUGCCGUACGGAUUGUGUACUGCACCAUUGCACAG